Messenger RNA from Aspergillus melleus, 4320 nucleotides. RefSeq names its product ion-transporting P-type ATPase SPF1 (gene SPF1). Gene Ontology annotation, molecular function: ATP hydrolysis activity; ATP binding; P-type ion transporter activity. Bases 196 to 4095 code for a protein of 1299 amino acids. The transcript has 4 exons. The record is from RefSeq and is a predicted model, not a curated record. Gene Ontology annotation, biological process: intracellular calcium ion homeostasis. NCBI's taxonomy places the organism in Eukaryota, Fungi, Ascomycota, Eurotiomycetes, Eurotiales, Aspergillaceae. Gene Ontology annotation, cellular component: endoplasmic reticulum membrane.
CUCGCGGAAGGAAAUUUAGACUGUCAAGUGUUUAAGGUGGCUUCUCCUCCGACCCUUCCAACCUUUUCUUCCUUGUUCUUCGCAUAUAGGGGUGUUUCAUGGCUGUCUCCCUCUGUCUUAUGAUUCAUUGAUUUUCUUCUAUACCCCCUGCUAUAUCGCGUCGCUUGACCCGCGUCGAGGUCAUCGAGUGUCGCCAUGGCAAAACUCGUCGAUGACCCCCAAAUUGCGCAUUCCUCGCUGCACAAUCCCCUCCCAACUCAAGUCCACACCUACGUUUGGCCGUUCCUCGUCAUCUGGCCCGGAUUCUUCGCCUUCUAUCUCUCCCCCGAACGCUAUGACCAGUACAUCCAAGGUCAAGAAUGGACCUUUGUGUGGGUUGCUUCGAUUAUCACGGCUCAGUCGCUCCUUUGGUUGAUGACCAAAUGGAACAUCAACAUCCAAACUCUGUUCACGGCGACGAAAGCCAAGUCAAUUGACUCUGCAAAGCUCAUCAAGGUCAUUCCCGGCGCCAACGCCGGAUCCGCGGAAAUCUGCCCUCUCGUCCAUGAUAACAUGGGUGGAAAGAAUACGAUCUCGUUCCUAUUCCAGAAGCGUCGUUUUCUUUACUAUCCCGAUCGGCGAUGCUUCGGACCCUUGUCGUACGUUCUCGAUGCCGAGCCCAAGCCGGCAAUUAAGACCUUCCAGCAAAACCCGGGUCUGGCCACCAAGUCCGAGAUUGAGGACAUUCAGUAUCACUAUGGCGAUAACACCUUCGAUAUCCCCGUGCCGGGAUUUGUUGAACUGUGGAAGGAACACGCCGUUGCGCCCUUCUUCGUUUUCCAAAUCUUCUGCGUUGGUCUGUGGAUGCUGGAUGAAUACUGGUAUUACUCGCUGUUCACGCUAUUCAUGCUUGUUGCGUUCGAGAGCACUGUCGUGUGGCAGCGUCAGCGAACUCUCAACGAGUUCCGAGGAAUGAGCAUCAAGCCCUACGAUGUGUGGGUUUACCGCGAGAGCAAAUGGCAGGAAAUUACCAGUGACAAGCUCUUGCCCGGUGAUGUCAUGUCGGUCAACCGAACCAAGGAAGACGGCGGUGUCGCGUGCGAUAUCCUUUUGAUCGAAGGCAGUGCUAUCGUCAACGAGGCCAUGCUUUCCGGUGAAAGUACCCCGCUUCUGAAGGAAUCGAUCCAGCUGCGACCGGGCGAUGAUCUGAUCGAGCCGGAUGGCUUGGACAAGAAUGCGUUCGUGCACGGAGGAACCAAGGUCCUGCAGAUUACCCACCCCAACUCGAACGUUGAGGAAUCCGAGAACACUGGCAAGAACGGCUCCAAGAUCACUGCUCCGCCUGACAAUGGUGCGAUCGGCGUUGUCGUGAAGACCGGCUUCGAAACUAGCCAAGGCAGUCUCGUCCGUACCAUGAUCUACUCCACCGAACGUGUCUCUGCCAACAACGCCGAGGCACUGCUUUUCAUUCUGUUCCUGCUUAUCUUCGCCCUCGCCGCUUCGUGGUAUGUGUGGCAAGAGGGUGUCGCGAAGGACCGCAAGAGAUCGAAGUUGCUCCUGGACUGUGUCCUGAUCGUCACCAGCGUGGUUCCUCCCGAGCUUCCCAUGGAAUUGAGUCUUGCUGUCAACACCAGUCUGGCUGCCCUGAGCAAAUUCGCUAUCUUCUGUACCGAGCCCUUCCGUAUUCCUUUUGCUGGGCGUGUUGAUGUCGCUUGCUUCGACAAGACCGGUACCUUGACCGGUGAAGAUCUGGUCGUCGAUGGCAUUGCCGGCCUCACCCUGGGUCACAGUGGAGCAAAGGUCGAGAAGGAUGGCGCCCACACUGAGUUGGCCAAGGGCGGUAAUAUCGGAGUCAACACCACGCUUGUUCUUGCUAGCGCUCAUGCAUUGGUCAAAUUGGAUGAGGGCGAAGUUGUUGGCGACCCUAUGGAGAAGGCCACGCUUCAGUGGCUUGGCUGGACCCUGGGCGCAAAUGACACACUUACUUCCAAGAACAAGUCGGUGCCUGCCUCUCGCGUGCUUGACUCGGUUCAAGUCAAGAGAAGAUUCCAGUUCUCUUCCGCAUUGAAGCGUCAGAGCACCAUCGCGACCGUUGUCGGCAAUGAUCCCAAGACUUCGAAGAAGAUUAAGUCCACUUUCGUCGGUGUCAAGGGUGCCCCGGAGACCAUCAGGUCUAUGCUUACCCACACUCCACCCAACUAUGAGGAAACCUUCAAGCACUUCACCCGUAACGGCGCUCGUGUCCUCGCUCUUGCUUACAAGUUUCUCUCCCCCGAGGCCGAGUUGUCUCAGGGACGCAUCAACAACUUCACCCGGGAGGAUAUCGAGUCCGACUUGAUCUUUGCUGGUUUCCUUGUGCUCCAAUGUCCCCUGAAGGAUGACGCUAUCAGGGCCGUCCGUAUGCUCAAUGAGAGCAGUCACCGUGUUGUCAUGAUUACUGGUGACAACCCGUUGACUGCGGUUCAUGUUGCACGACAGGUUGAGAUCGUCGACCGUGAGGUUUUGAUCUUGGAUGCUCCUGAGAAUGAUACGUCUGGAACCCGAUUAGUCUGGCGUAGCAUCGAUGACAAGUUUAACCGUGACGUGGACCCCACCAAGGAUUUGGACUCUGAGAUUGUGAAAACCAAGGAUAUCUGCAUCACGGGCUACGCCCUGGCCAAGUUCAAGGGCCAGAAGGCUUUCUCGGACCUCCUUCGCCACACCUGGGUCUACGCCCGUGUCUCGCCCAAGCAGAAAGAGGAUAUUCUCCUUGGUCUCAAGGAUGCCGGUUACACUACCCUCAUGUGCGGUGACGGAACCAACGAUGUUGGAGCUCUGAAGCAAGCUCAUGUUGGUGUCGCGCUGCUCAACGGCUCGCCGGACGAUCUCACCAAGAUUGCCGAGCACUAUCGGACGACCAAGAUGAAGGAAAUAUAUGAGAAGCAGGUUGCUAUGAUGCAGAGAUUUAACCAGCCUUCCCCGCCCGUGCCUGUCCUUAUCGCUCACUUGUACCCCCCUGGCCCCUCCAACCCCCAUUACCAGAAGGCCAUGGAGCGCGAAGCGCUGAAGCGCGGUAUCAACCCGGCAAACGGCCAGGGUCAGCAAGAGGCGGUCCCGACCAUCACUUCUCCCGGCGCUCAAGCCCUGCAGCAGUCCAACUCCAACUUGACUCCUCAGCAGCAGCGUCAGCAGCAGGCCUCCGCGGCCGCUGCCGGUCUCGCCGACAAGCUUACCAGCUCGAUGAUGGAACAGGAGCUUGAUGAAUCCGAGCCCCCUACGAUCAAACUGGGUGAUGCGUCGGUCGCUGCGCCUUUCACUAGCAAACUGGCCAAUGUCAUUGCUAUCCCCAACAUUCUCCGCCAAGGCCGCUGCACUCUUGUUGCGACUAUCCAGAUGUAUAAGAUCCUUGCUCUGAACUGCCUCAUUAGCGCCUAUAGUCUGAGUGUUAUUUAUCUGGAUGGUAUCAAAUUCGGAGAUGGUCAGGUCACUAUUAGCGGAAUGCUGAUGAGUGUCUGCUUCCUUUCGAUCUCUCGUGCUAAGUCUGUCGAAGGUCUCUCCAAGGAACGACCCCAGCCGAACAUCUUUAAUGUAUACAUCAUCGGCUCGGUGCUUGGACAGUUUGCCAUUCACAUUGCCACCCUCAUUUAUCUGUCUAACUAUGUCUACUCCAUUGAACCGAGACAAUCGGACAUUGAUCUGGAGGGCGAAUUCGAGCCUUCUCUGCUGAACAGCGCUAUCUACCUUCUCCAACUCAUUCAGCAAAUCUCGACUUUCUCCAUCAACUACCAAGGCCGUCCCUUCAGAGAGUCGAUUCGCGAGAACAAGGCUAUGUACUGGGGGCUGGUUGCCGCCUCUGGCGUUGCCUUCUCCUGUGCCACUGAGUUUGUUCCCGAGCUGAACGAGAAGCUGCGUCUUGUCCCCUUCAGCACCGAGUUCAAGCUCACCCUGACCGUUCUGAUGAUCUUCGACUACGCUGGGUGCUGGAUCAUCGAGAACGUCCUCAAGACCCUUUUCAGCGAUUUCCGCCCCAAGGAUAUUGCUGUGCGCCGUCAGGACCAGCUGCAGCGGGAGACCGCCCGCAAGGCUAGGGAGGACUUGGAGAAGUUGGCCGAGAAAGAGCGCUUGAGGAAGGUGUAAGAUUUCUUAGAGUUGAUCUAAUUUUGGAGAUUUCUUUUGGGCGGAGCUGCUUAUGCAUGCUUAGACACUGUUUUCUCCAGACGGGGAAUUAGAAAGCGUUGUUGGCUUUUUUUUGUGUCGAGUAGCUGCAUUGCGUAAUACUUAAGUGGUACAUAUAAACAAUAGAAGGUUUUGUUUUGAUCGAGAAGUGUAUUCGCUGGGCAUCGUAGUUCACUUUUCCCGAAG